AUGGAGAACAAGUCUAGCAGCAGCAACAGCGACGUUGGCCCAACUGGUAAGAGAUGGUCGGAUCUCGACGACUCGAUCGACAGCUUGUUUGACAUGAUUGCUAACCUUGAGAGAGUUAACCUUCAGAGUCAAGCUGGCCUUCAGAGGAGAAUGGUCGCCUCCGAGAACGACAAGAACGAUUCGCCCGUCAGCGAGCAUGGUAGGCCCGUCAUGAAACCCGACACAGACAAGCAGAAAGCCUCAGAAGGCAAUAAAGACGAAAAGAAAACCGACGAGCAGAAACCUAGACAAGGUGACGAAGACAAUACAAAAUGCGGUAACCAUAAGCCAGAGGCCCUGGAAGCUACCAAUGGAAACGAAACGGAACCCAAGCAGAAAGCUGCAGAAGACAGUAAAGUAAUGCCAGCUAGCAAGGGUAGAUUCCUCGGCAAGAGACGCGUCAUAGAGCUCCCCACAGUCCACCAAAGAGGUACUCCCCAGACGCUCUUGGAAUAUCUUGACAUGGGCCAUUUUCCUGUACGAUACGCCGAUGAUGCGCAACCCGAACGGCCCGUAACGUACGUGGAAGACGUUUUUGAGUUGGUGGCGGACUCUCCACCGCCGCCCAGUCAGACGAACACGCCAGAGCAUAAAGAGAAGUCCUCCGCCGUUGAGACCACUCCGAGCCCCGAGAUAAAUCUCUCUGAAGACCAGCCCACACAUCAGGAACCAGCUCACGUCGGAAGCAGACUGUCUAAAGACAAUUUAUCGAACCCACAGGAGAGUCAGCCCAGCAGUUCGGUAGACAUGACCAUUAGAGAUGGCGAGCUCCCAGCAAGGAGCACUCAAGCCAACGGAACGUCCGCCACCGACGAUCUUCUGGGAGGUCAUGGCCUCGAGUCGUCGAUUGAGUCAUCUGAGGCCAUCGAUACGGCCAGUAGCCAAGAUGACGAAAGCGUUCACCAAGAAAAUGAUGUCGAGCACAAAGACGACCAGAAUUUGCCCACCGAACUCUCACUGGCGAAUGAUGGAGCGACCAGCCAGAAACCAGAACCAGAAUCCCCACUGCCUCAAAAUCAACUUCUCAGGAUGAAAGACACGGCGAAAGAGGUGGAAAAGAAUGAACCAGCUGGAGAGCCAAUCCAAGCCGAAAAGAAGCCAGCCGAUGAGCCAUCCAACGAGAAUCCAGUUGAGGAUGAGCCGUCCGAAGACGAUGACAUACCCGUUUUACAGAAGCAAACCGAGGACAUGCCGUUCGAGCCACCCGCGGACGGAUCAGCCAAAGUGUUGUACACAUUCUGGGAAGCGGAAGGUUACAGGAGAAUCGGUCUCUUCAACAUGACAAACCAGCGAGUAACGGAAAAGGAGCUGAAGAAGAUCAUGAGGAGGCUGCGAAGAGAAAGCGAGUUGCAGAAUACCGGCUCGAGCACUUUGGCAGCUGGUAAUGAGCCCGUAUCGAGUACGCCGAACAACGAGGGCAGUGCUGCCGAAAUCAAGCGCGUGCUAGAGAACUUCCAGAAGAAAAUGGACGCUAGGAUCGAAAACAUGUGGAAAGAGUUUGACAAGAGAUACAAAAAGGAAUGA
This is a messenger RNA of Colletotrichum karsti, 1563 nucleotides long. RefSeq lists its product as uncharacterized. Bases 1 to 1563 code for a protein of 520 amino acids. The record is from RefSeq and is a predicted model, not a curated record. The transcript has a single exon. Lineage: Eukaryota; Fungi; Ascomycota; Sordariomycetes; Glomerellales; Glomerellaceae.